Messenger RNA from Penicillium angulare, 1830 nucleotides. RefSeq names its product homeobox domain-containing protein. Gene Ontology annotation, biological process: regulation of transcription by RNA polymerase II; cell differentiation. Lineage: Eukaryota; Fungi; Ascomycota; Eurotiomycetes; Eurotiales; Aspergillaceae. The coding region runs from base 1 to 1830 and encodes 609 amino acids. The record is from RefSeq and is a predicted model, not a curated record. The transcript has 3 exons. Gene Ontology annotation, molecular function: DNA-binding transcription factor activity, RNA polymerase II-specific; RNA polymerase II cis-regulatory region sequence-specific DNA binding.
AUGUCAUUGAGUGAAACCCCCGACCCGUCAGCGGGUGCGCCCACGACGGGAUCUUCUGCAUCCCCGACAUCCAGCCCUUCCCCUUCGGCCUCGAGUGGUACAGGACCUUCCUCGUCCGCCUCACGUCGGCCGCCUCGGAAAAGCACCUUGACCCAGCAACAGAAAAACAACAAACGCCAACGUGCAACCCAGGAUCAACUUGUCACCCUCGAGGUGGAAUUCAAUAAGAACCCGACUCCCACUGCUGCGACCCGCGAGCGAAUUGCUUCAGAUAUCAACAUGACGGAACGCUCGGUUCAGAUCUGGUUUCAGAACCGCCGUGCCAAAAUCAAGAUGCUCGCUAAGAAGAGCAUUGAAACUGGUGAGGGCUGUGACUCGAUCCCCGAGUCAAUGCGCCACUAUCUUGCAAUGCAAUUCGAUCCCAGCAAGCCUGGAACCCGUGAUCCCUUUGGACGUUCAUCCUCGGGAUACGGGGCUCCUGGUAUGUAUGCGAACGAGUCUAAUGCGUCAGGCAAAGUUGUCAUCUCGCAUUUCACUUGUCGAUCUUUGACUAUCGGAAGCUGGCGACGAAUUGGACAGAACGCGAUGGAUCUAGUAAUCUUUUACUCGCCCGACAAGGCGUGUAUGACAUACUACAUCAACAACGACUCAGCAGGCUAUAAGAUUGAAUACCCAUUUGCCCACAUCAAAAAUAUCACACUAGAAACUGGAGACCCGAAUCCAGGGCCGAAUGGCCAGCCACCUCGACCCGGUGGCUUGGUAGUGGAGCUCAACCGACCUCCUAUGUUUUACAUGGACUCCUCAAACUCAGGAGGCUUUUAUCAAUGCGGUGAUUUUACUGAGGAGCAACAAGCAAGUCAGAUUAUGGUUCAUCACCUGGGAGGCCAUCCCAAGGUUCUGAGUGUUCAGCUUGCUAAACUUGUGUCCUUGGAAUCUUUUCAAAACCGCCUGGCUUAUGGUAGCAACAAUAACAACAAUAACAACUUUGCUGUUCCCGGUGCGAUGUCCCCGCCUUUUAUCCAGCGCCCUGCUUCUCAACCAAACCACUUUGCGCCGCCUGCCUACAUGAACCUCUACCAAGAUCACAAUUACUUGAGCUUCAACAUGCCUGCUGCCCGUGGGCAUAAGCGUCAGCGCAGUCGGUCUGUGCCAGCAGCGGUCGACAUUUCUGCGCUACAAGCCCCUAUGACUUCAUUCCACAUGCCCCAGACUCCAGCUUCGUAUAACAACCCUGCUGAUUCUGGCAUUUACGCCCCGGUUCCUCAAUCUGCGCAUGCUCUUCCCACCGACCUGCGCAUUGAUACUGAAGGCUAUGGACUGGAUUUCCGGACUAACCCCAUGUCUGCCACGACGGCUGGAUCGCCUUCUGAUUUCGCCAGCCCCUCAAUGUUCAGCAGCGCCGCACAAGGUGACUCGACCCCUGUCGCUAGCAUGCCGCCUCAGUUUAACGUGCCCCAAUUCGUUUCAACGGGGCCGUCUGAUUCAUCAACUGUCGGGUCGCACACAGCAUCGCCUUACUCUGGCGUUAGCCCGGCUGACCCUAUGAUUGCAAACCACUCGCCUCCCUUAUCCAACAUGUCUCACUCUACAUCAGACAUGUACGGCUUCUCCCACGAUCAGCAGUCAGGGUUUGUCGAGGAUGGGCUUUCAAUGAAUGAGAUGUACCCAAAGCACAAUGUCAACUAUGGCAUCUCGCAUGAAGGCCCAAGCUUUGAGUUGCCAAUGCACGGCAUGUCCGGCCACGGUUCUCCAGGUCUGGGUGAUUACACCCACAGCAUGGUCAAUCUUGAUGAGAUCAAUUCUCAAGGCCUGCCUUCCGGGGGACCUUGA